AAACAUCACAUUAAAACUCUCAAAAUGAAUAAUGGAUAAAGUAUAGGAACUAAAAAAAAAAAACAAAGCAAAAAUUACGGAGGGAAAAGAGAAAAAGAGAGGUGUUCAUAUGCUGUGUGUUCCGGGGUUGUCUCUAUUCUAAAAACAGACUUUCCAAUUGUGUACCUCUCUUUUCAUGUCUUCUUAAUCGGAAAAUCAAUAAUUCUCUUCUACUUUCUUCAUUUUUCCUUUCUCUUGUAAGUCUCUUUUCAUUGAUUCUAUCUUUUGGUGGUGAUCUUCGUUUUAGAGUUUCUCUUGCUUUCCUCCAAUGGAGGAUUUGAAAACAACAGAUGCAGUAUCUCCUCCAGAAGAUUCUAGUGUUAUUAGUAAUGGUCGCAUAAUAGAGCCUGAGUUGCAUCAGCCUCAAGCAAUACCAACAAAACUAGAGAAUAAUGACGAAGAAAAUGGGAAAAUUUAUAUGGAUGACACUUUUUUACCUUCCACUUUAUCAAACUCUCAAGUAGAAGAAACACAAGAUUCUUCUACUACUCCUACUUUUGUUUCUCCCUCUGCUGAGAUUGUUCUGCCUCGCGUAAACACCAAGUAUGAAGCAGAGGGUACAACAAGAAAUGCAGUGUCUCCAAGAUCUCUGUAUUCCCCUAGAAGCAUUGGAUCUCCAAGAGCACUCCUAUCUCCAAGGUUUGCAGGAUCAUCAUCACCAUUGAGCAAUGGAACACCCAGAAGUAUGGAUUCUUUCAGAGACUCUAUUGAUACAGCAUCACCUUUUGAAUCUGUCAAAGAAGCUGUCUCCAAAUUUGGGGGAAUUACUGAUUGGAAAGCACAUAGAAUGAAAGUAUUAGAGCGACGCAAUUUUGUGGAACAAGAGCUCGACAAGAUCCAGGAGGAGAUUCCUGAGUACAAAAAGAAAGCAGAGAUGGUCGAGAUGUCAAAAAUGCUAGCGGUUGAGGAGCUAGAGAGUACAAAGAGACUCAUAGAAGAGUUGAAGCUUAAUCUUGACAAAGCUGAAACAGAAGAAAAACAGGCAAAGCAGGACUCUGAGCUGGCCAAGCUGAGAGUUCAAGAGAUGGAACAAGGAAUUGCUGAUGAAGUGAGUGUUGCAGCUAAAGCACAGCUUGAAGUGGCUCAAGCAAGACAUACAUCUGCAAUUUCAGAACUAGAAUCUGUCAAGGAAGAGCUACAAAAUCUGCAAAAGGAGUAUGAUGAUUUAGUAAAAGAGAAAGAGUUGGCAGUGAAGGAAGCAGAAGAAGCUGUUUUGGCUUCUAAAGAAGUUGAGAGGAAAGUUGAAGAACUCACUAUAGAGUUGAUAGCUACAAAGGAGUCACUAGAAUGUGCGCAUUCUUCUCAUUUGGAGGCGGAAGAACAUAAGAUUGGAGCAGCCAUGUUGCGUGAUCAGGAAACUCACCGGUGGGAGAAGGAACUAAAGCAAGCAGAAGAAGAACUCCAAAGACUUAAGCAACAUAUAGUUUCUACAAAUGAACUACAAGUGAAACUUGAAUUUGCUUCAGCAUUGCUGCUUGAUUUAAAGAAAGAACUGGCUGAUCAUAUGGAAUCAUCCAAGUUAAAGCAGGAAACGGGUGAGUCAGUAACAAACACUGAGAUUUCAUUACAGGAAAAGACUACAGAUAUACAAAAAGCUGUUGCUUCUGCAAAGAAAGAACUCGAAGAAGUGAAUGCAAAUGUGGAGAAAGCAACUUCUGAAGUGAAUUCCUUAAAGGUAGCAUUCUCUUCCUUGAGAUUGGAAAUUGAGAAAGAGAAAUCAGCACUUGACUCACUAAAACAAAGAGAAGGGAUGGCAUCGGUAACGGUUGCUUCUUUAGAAGCUGAGAUCGACAUAACGAGGUGCGAAAUAGCUUUGGUUAAGUCCAAGGAAAAAGAAGCCAGAGAGGAAAUGGUGGAGCUACCAAAGCAACUGCAACAAGCAAGUCAAGAGGCUGAUGAAGCAAAAUCAUUCGCUGAACUUGCUCGUGAAGAGCUGCGAAAGUCUCAAGAAGAAGCAGAGCAAGCAAAGGCUGGAGCAAGUACAAUGGAGAGCAGAUUAUUUGCAGCUCAGAAAGAAAUUGAGGCUAUUAAAGCUUCAGAGAGGCUUGCAUUAGCUGCCAUAAAGGCCUUGCAAGAGAGCGAAUCUAGUUCAAAGGACAACGCUGUUGAUUCUCCAAGAACCGUAACACUGACAAUAGAGGAGUACUAUGAGCUUAGCAAACGUGCUCACGAGGCUGAAGAAGCCGCCAAUGCAAGAGUUGCAGCAGCGGUUUCUGAGAUCGAAGAAGCCAAAGAAACAGAAAACAGAACCUUGGAGAAGUUGGAAGAAGUUAACAAAGAGAUGGUUUCGAGAAAGGAAACACUUGCAGGAGCAAUGGAGAAGGCUGAGAAGGCUAAAGAAGGGAAGUUGGGUGUAGAACAAGAACUGAGAAAAUGGAGGGAAGAAAGUGAAAAAAAGAGAAAGAAUGGUGAUAAUAAUGGAGUGAACAUAGAAAAGAGUCAUGGAAAAAGCAUUCAGGGGUCCAAGGAGAAAGAAGCUGAGACUAAUGAGUCAAACGUAACAGAAACAAAUCCAAUUCCACAGGCAAAUCCUGUAAAGAAAAAGAAGAAACUUUUCCCAAGAUUUUUUAUGUUCUUGAUGAAGAAAAAGUCACAUAAGUGAGUUCGAUAUGAAGAAUUUGAUUGUGUAAAAGUCUAUAAAUGUUAAUCUAUACUAUAAAAGAAGAGCUAAAGCUUC
Molecule: messenger RNA, 2716 nt
Organism: Arabidopsis lyrata subsp. lyrata
Lineage: Eukaryota; Viridiplantae; Streptophyta; Magnoliopsida; Brassicales; Brassicaceae
Product: protein WEAK CHLOROPLAST MOVEMENT UNDER BLUE LIGHT-like 1
Exons: 2
Coding region: 308-2641 (777 amino acids)
Source: RefSeq, a predicted model, not a curated record